AUGGUGUUCACUGGAAUCUCGAAGUUGAUCCGAUUGCAAUUGCAGCUCCUGGGCGGUGCAUUUAAUGCAGAGGACCACGAGCGCCGCCUGCAGCAGCAGCUAGAGAAGAAGGCGGAAAAAAAACAGCGCAAAUUGGCGCGCAGAGCAGCCCGGGAGAACCGGCGGGCGCAACGCAAACAGCGCCGGACGCUACUCUCCCCAACGGUCGUGGCCGAGCCAACGAACGAAGAAGAGCGAUCGCAGAGUAGCAUUGACUAUUCCGGCAAGCAGCCGCAAGUACAACCUGCUUCAUGUAGCUUGGUCUGGGCACGUACGGCUGAAGCACGUACGAAGGUUCCCGGCGCUAUUGGCAUUGCAGGUGGACUCAAAAGUAAGCCAAGUGGGGGGCGAUGGCACGCCACGCGGGGAAAAGGUCCAGAACGUGUCGAUCUAACACCCGAGGAAGCAGAGGUGACCUCACUGUCAGUCUUGCAAGUGGCCAGUAAUGAGCACCAGCUCCCGUCGGAGUUCAUCAGUGAAUAUGAAGCAAAACUGGAGCAGAAGCAGCGUGAGUUCUACGACUCGCUUGGAGGAUACAGUACCGUUGACGAGGAAGAGGACGAUGAGCUACAUGAGCUGCUGGUCGUCAAUCAGCGUGCGAGCGACACCAGGAUUUCUAUUGAGUUGUCAAGCACGGAUACUAGGAAGGCAGCAGAAUCUGUGGAACCAACGAAAACUGAUGUCUCAAAGUUGUGUGAGACGCAGGGACAGGAAGAGGCAGGCAGUGCUAGCCCGGGUGUGAACCUCACUGACGUUCUGUCAUCCGCAUCGAAACCGAGACUCGAUGCAAUUUUGAGCUUAACAAGGCUAAUCGAGACAGACUCUGAGGACGUGGACGUGGAUCCGUGUGCCGGUGUAGCAUUCGAGGGCAAUAGCGUCUUUGAUGAGCAAGAGGGGUCGCACAGUCUGUUUCUUGCCAAUCACGUGUUUGAAGGACACUGCAUUUCGCCCGCACAUAGCUCUUCUCUAAUCUCGGAUCAGAGUAGCUGUGUUACAUCAAUUGCAGUUCACAAAUGUGGAGCCGAUCCCGAUCGGUGUGCUGUUGAAAAUGACGUGAAAGUGGGGGGUGAAAAUGAAGUCAUAAUCAAGCAGUUCGAUGAGAUAAAGCACGACAAGGAAAGGCUGUUGGGAGUGUCUGUUUUGCUGAACCAAGCCCACGCCGAAGUGCUACCCGAGACGUGUGCUUUAUUUUGUAGAGCAGUUUCGGAGGCUACUAAGCUGAACGACACACUGUGUUCCGAAUCAUCAGUUGAAUCUGAUUUUUUAGGCAAACUGAAUGGUCCGAAGGGUGUGGAAGUGGAGAUUAGUGGGACAUCGGGGGCUGUGAAUAUAGUAAAGAGUGGGUCUCGGAUCGGGGAUCUUGUGGAGCCGCAACGUUUUGCACGUGCAGACCUUUCGGGGCAGCAGGUAAAAGCUUCUGAUCUGUCUCCACACUUGACAGUACAGUCAUGUAGGAUUGCAGCUGGAAAUUACUCUCCCGGCAUGGUGGACGAAUAUGCGUGUGCCAUCUAUAAGAACCUUCGGGACCGAGAGCAUCGGUACCACGUCACUGAAGAUAUAUUCGCCGAGCAACAAACCGUUCAGCCGCAAAUGCGUGCUGUGUUAGUGGACUGGCUGGUUGAAGUACACCAGCGUUUUGAGCUUGAGGCGCAAACGCUGUACUUAACUGUAAAUUAUGUCGACCGUUAUCUGGCACAGGUCCCAGUAAACAUUCAACGUUUUCAACUUGUGGGUGUGGCGGCGUUGCUGAUCGCUUCCAAAUUUGAGGAGAUUUAUCCGUGCGAUAUGGAUGAUCUGCUGUAUAUUUGCGAGCGGUCGUACUCCAAGGCAGACCUCGUUGAAUGCGAAAGAGAUCUUCUUAACGUAUUUGCGUUUAAUCUGGCCGUGCCGACCGUCAGCAGCUUCCUCGGAUAUUUCCUGGAGCAAUGCGAAGAGGACAAGCUUAUCGGGCAACUGGCCAACCUCUUUGCCGAGUGUUCGCUGCUUGACUUUGGCUUCGGAGCCAAGUACGAGCCCUCCAUUGUUGCCUGUGCGUGUUUGCUCGCAGCUUCUUGCUAUGUGGGGAACCAAGGGCCACGUCUCGUGUGGAACUACCGCCUUGUUGAGCUCACAGGCUAUGCGAUUGAGACGAUUAUUCCGUGCACGCAAAAGUUACAGACAAUUCUGGCUAAUCCGACCAAGCUGACUGCUGUCGCCACCAAGUACAGUGACAAAGCGUUCGGUGAGGUUGCGUGUUUGCCGCUGGAGGGUCUAAAUGCAUUGCUAUGCUGA
This is a messenger RNA of Peronospora matthiolae, 2310 nucleotides long. Lineage: Eukaryota; Oomycota; Peronosporomycetes; Peronosporales; Peronosporaceae. The record is from the annotation of a GenBank genome assembly.